AUGGUGACCUUGAUCUCCUGCUUAACUUUUCUUACCUCCCUCCUUCUAGGAGCACAGGGUCUGCAGUACAAAUGUGCUGACUUCUCCUCCUUGCUCGUGACGGAAGCCGCGGGCGUUGAGUACUCAGAAAACGGUUCUCAGAAGAGCUUCGAGACAAUCCUGGCGAGCCACGGAACGAAUCUCGCCAGGAUUAGAGUAUGGACUGCUGGUGAUUACGAUGUCACACACGCCCUCGCUAUCGCGAAACGUGCCGAGGCAGCUGGCAUGUCUAUCCUUGUGGAUUUGCAUUAUAGCGAUACUUGGGCGGAUCCAGGGAAGCAAGCUAUCCCGUCGGGGUGGCCGACCGACCUCAAUGGCCUAAAUACCAAGAUAUAUGCAUACACAAAGGACGUAGUCACGUCUUUCGCUAACCAGGGCACACCUGCUUCCAUCAUCCAGCUCCUGCACUCCGCCGCGAAUGGUGCGCGCGCAGGCUCCUCCUCCGUCAAGACCAUGAUCCACCUCGCGAAUGGCUGGGACCGGUCCAGCAUCGCGACGUGGUACAAGAAUGUGCUGAACUACCAAGGCGCGUUCGCCACGGGCGACGUGGACAUCAUGGGCUUCUCGUUCUACCCGUUCUACAACACAGACGCGACGCUGAGCGCGUUGCAGUCGAGCAUGAGUGGUAUCACGAGCACGUAUAAAAAGCCUUUCAUGAUUGUAGAAACAGACUGGCCGGUACAAUGCUCCGGCGUGAGUAUGAGCGAGUCUUCCAUCCCCAUAUCUGCUUCCGGUCAGGAGACGUGGGUAGCCGAUAUAAGAAAUACGAUCUCGAAUGUCCCAGGCGCCUCCCCGCUCGGUAUAUGCUACUGGGAGCCGGGCUGGAUUGGCAACGCUAAUCUGGGAUCCGGAUGCGCCGACAAUCUCCUAGUCAGCUCUAACGGCGCGACAAGGUCGUCCAUAAAGAUGUUCUCCUCCGACAUGUGA
This is a messenger RNA of Gloeophyllum trabeum ATCC 11539, 966 nucleotides long. Its product is annotated as glycosyl hydrolase 53. Bases 1 to 966 code for a protein of 321 amino acids. NCBI's taxonomy places the organism in Eukaryota, Fungi, Basidiomycota, Agaricomycetes, Gloeophyllales, Gloeophyllaceae. The record is from RefSeq and is a predicted model, not a curated record. The transcript is spliced from 6 exons. Gene Ontology annotation, biological process: pectin catabolic process. Gene Ontology annotation, molecular function: glucosidase activity.